Molecule: messenger RNA, 6313 nt
Organism: Mus caroli (Ryukyu mouse)
Lineage: Eukaryota; Metazoa; Chordata; Mammalia; Rodentia; Muridae
Gene: Baz1a
Product: bromodomain adjacent to zinc finger domain 1A
Biological process (GO): positive regulation of DNA replication; regulation of heterochromatin formation; regulation of DNA-templated transcription
Cellular component (GO): CHRAC; nuclear chromosome
Molecular function (GO): DNA binding; protein binding
Source: RefSeq, a predicted model, not a curated record
CUCUUCCUCCUUCAGAGCCGAAAGUAGCUCAGAAACUUCCCGGGAGCGCGGAUAGGCGGGGAAGUGCCGGCGGGACGCGAUCCCCGCGCGGAGCCCGGCAGUGGCAGCGGGAGCGGCGGCGGCCGGGAGAGACUCCGGGGCGGGGCGGGCCGGGCCCUCGCGGCGUUCCUCGUGGGAAGGUGCGGCGGCGGGCAAGUGCUCGCUCGCAGGGACGCGGGCGGACGCGCGCAGCCGGGAGAUGCCGCUGCUUCACCGAAAGCCGUUCGUGAGGCAGAAGCCGCCGGGGGACCUGCGGCCGGACGAGGAAGUUUUCUACUGUAAAGUCACCAACGAGAUCUUCCGCCACUACGAUGACUUUUUUGAACGAACCAUUCUGUGCAACAGCCUUGUGUGGAGCUGUGCCGUGACGGGUAGACCUGGACUGACGUAUCAGGAAGCACUUGAAUCGGAAAGAAAAGCAAGACAGAACCUCCAGAGUUUUCCAGAACCACUAAUUAUUCCCGUUUUGUACCUGACCAACCUUACCCAUCGUUCACGCUUACAUGAAAUCUGUGAUGAUAUCUUUGCCUAUGUCAAGGACCGAUAUUUUGUUGAAGAGACUGUGGAAGUCAUUCGGAACAAUGGCACAAGGCUGCAGUGUAGAAUCUUGGAAGUCCUCCCUCCAUUACAUCAGAAUGGUUUUGCUAAUGGACACCUGAGCAGUGCUGAUGGAGAGACGAUUGUCAUCAGCGACAGUGACGACUCGGAAACACAAAGCAGCUCUUUUCACCACGGGAAGAAGAAAGAUACAAUCGAUCCCUUAUUAUUCAGAUACAGGGUUCAGCCCACUAAAAAGGAGAUGUAUGAGUCUGCUGUUGUUAAAGCAACACAAAUCAGCCGGAGAAAACACCUAUUUUCUCGGGAUAAACUAAAGCUUUUUCUCAAGCAACACUGUGAAGCACAAGAUGGAGUCAUUAAAAUUAAGGCAUCAUCGUUUUCAGCAUAUAACAUAGCAGAGCAAGACUUCUCUUAUUUCUUCCCUGAUGACCCACCUACUUUCAUCUUCAGUCCUGCUAACAGGCGACGAGGAAGACCUCCCAAACGAAUAUCUUUUGGUCAGGAAGACAGCAUUGCUAGUAAGCAGACUGCUGCAAGAUAUCGGAACAAAGCUAUUAAAGAAAGAGACAAACUUCUGAAACAGGAAGAAAUGAGGGCACUGGCUUCUGAAAAGGCUAAGCUAAAACGAGAAAAGGCAGAUGCUUUGGAAGCAAGAAAAAGAGAAAAGGAAGAUAAAGAGAAAAAGAGGGAAGAAUUGAAGAAAAUUGUAGAAGAAGAGCGACUAAAGAAAAAAGAAGAAAAAGAGAGACUUAAAAUAGAAAGAGAAAAGGAAAGAGAAAAAUUACGUGAAGAAAAGCGAAAAUAUAUGGAAUACUUAAAGCAGUGGAGUAAACCCAGAGAAGAUAUGGAAUGUGAUGAUCUUAAGGAACUUCCAGAGCCCACGCCAGUGAAAACUAGACUCCCUCCUGAAGUCUUCGGCGAUGCGCUGAUGGUUCUGGAGUUCCUUAAUGCGUUUGGGGAACUUUUUGAUCUUCAGGAUGAGUUUCCUGAGGGAGUAACCCUAGAAGUGUUAGAGGAAGCUCUGGUAGGAAAUGACAGUGAAGGCCCACUGUGUGAAUUGCUUUUUUUCUUCCUGACUGCAAUCUUCCAGGCGAUGGCUGAAGAAGAGGAGGAAGUAGCCAAAGAGCAGAUAACUGAUGCUGACACCAAAGAUCUAACAGAGGCUUUGGAUGAGGACGCAGACCCCACAAAAUCUGCACUGUCUGCAGUUGCAGCCUUGGCCGCUGCAUGGCCACAGUUACACCAGGGCUGCAGUUUGAAAAGCUUGGAUCUUGAUAGCUGCACCCUUUCUGAAAUCCUCAGACUGCACAUCUUAGCCUCAGGUGCUGAUGUGACAUCAGCAAAUGCAAAGUACAGGUACCAGAAACGAGGAGGAUUCGACGCUACGGACGAUGCCUGCAUGGAGCUUCGGCUGAGCAAUCCCAGUCUGGUGAAAAAAUUGUCCAGCACGUCUGUAUAUGAUUUGACACCAGGAGAAAAAAUGAAGAUACUCCAUGCUCUCUGUGGGAAGCUACUGACCCUAGUUUCUACUAGGGAUUUCAUUGAAGAUUAUGUUGAUGUGUUGCGACAGGCCAAGCAGGAGUUCCGAGAGCUCAAAGCAGAACAGCACCGUAAAGAGAGAGAAGCCACAGCUGCUCGAAUACGUAGAAGGAAGGAAGAAAAACUUAAGGAACAAGAACAGAAAAUGAAAGAGAAACAAGAAAAACUGAAGGAGGACGAGCAGAGAAAUUCAGCUGCAGUUCCAAGGGAAGAAGAAAGGGAAGAUUUUGAUACUAGUACUGAGAGCAAAAAAAUAGAGCAGAAAGACCUGGACCCUGAUGUGGUUACAGAAGAUGAAGAUGACCCCGGAUCGCAUAAAAGGAGCAGAAGAGGGAAAGUGGGACAAACUGCAGUUAAGCAAUGUAUAAAGCAAGAAGAGAUGAACUACUGUAUAAAGCAGGAGCCUCUGAGUGCCGACGCAGAGGAAGCUUUGAGGCAGGAGCAACAACAGAAAGAGAAAGAACUCCUGGACAAGAUUCAGAGCGCCAUCGCCUGUACUAACAUCUUCCCUCUGGGGCGUGACCGCCUGUACAGGCGCUACUGGAUCUUCCCUUCCAUCCCUGGUCUGUUCAUAGAAGAGGAUUACUCAGGUCUUACUGAAGACAUGUUGUUGCCUAGGCCUUCAGCAUUUCACAAUAACGCACAGCCUCACGAUCCUCAGGUAUCUAUUAAAACUGAAGAGUCCUUCUUGUCUGAAUCUACCUCCAGCCUCAACCAAGGUCCAUUCGAUGACUCUGUGCUGCUGCCAAAACCAGUGCAUAAGCCAAAUCGGUGGUGCUUUUACAGUUCUUGUGCACAGCUAGACCAGCUCAUUGAAGCUCUCAACUCCAGAGGACACAGAGAAAGUGCCUUAAAAGAGACCUUGCUACAGGAGAAGAGCAGAAUAUGCGCACAGCUUGCCCACUUCUCUGAAGAGAAAUUCCAUUUUUCAGACAAACCUCAGGCUGAUAGCAAGCCUGUGUCUUCUCGGGGACGAUCUUCUGGUGCAUGUGACAUAUCCCAGAUGUCUGCAGAGAGGCAGCUUGAGCUGAGGCUCAGAGACUUUCUCUUGGAUAUUGAGGACAGAAUCUAUCAAGGGACACUAGGAGCCAUCAAGGUUACAGACCGACAGGUCUGGAGAUCAGCCCUGGAGAAUGGGCGGUACGAGCUGUUAAGUGAGGAGAGCAAGGAAAAUGGAGUGGUUAAAACUGUGAAUGAGGACGUGGAAGAGAUGGAGAUGGACCAAGCAAGGGUCAUAGUGAGAGACAGACUUUUGGGAAUUAAAACAGAAACUCCAAGUACCAUCUCAACCAGUGCCAGUACACCACAGUCAGUGAGCAAUGUGGUUCAUUAUCUGGCCCUGGCCCUCUUUCAGAUAGAACAGGGCAUUGAGCGGCGUUUCCUCAAAGCUCCACUUGGUAACACAGAAAUUAAUAAAGAUCAAAAGGGAGCUAGAAAAAAAAAGAACAAGAAAAAGAGAGAGGACGAUCAAUCUAGUGUGAGAGAUGAUGGCAGUGACAGCGGACGUUCUUAUAAAACCGUCCUGGACCGUUGGAGGGAGUCUCUCCUUUCCUCUGCUAGUCUUUCCCAAGUGUUUCUGCAUUUAUCAACCUUGGAUCGCAGUGUGAUGUGGUCCAAGUCCAUACUGAACGCACGUUGCAAGAUCUGCCGGAAAAAGGGGGAUGCUGAAAACAUGGUGCUGUGUGACGGCUGCGACCGAGGGCAUCACACCUACUGCGUCCGACCAAAGCUCAAGGCUGUUCCUGAUGGAGACUGGUUUUGUCCAGAAUGUCGACCAAAGCAACGUUCUAGAAGACUUUCCUCUAGGCAGAGACCAUCCUUGGAAAGUGAUGAAGAAAUGGAAGAGGGUAUGGAAGAUGAUGAUGAUGAAGUUGAUGAUGAUGAUGAAGAGGGUCAAAGUGAGGAGGAAGAAUAUGAGGUGGAGCAAGAUGAGGAGGACUCUGACGACGAGGAAGCGCUCAGCCCACCAAAACGAGGAAGACCCCAAGUUAGAUUGCCAAUUAAAACAAAAGGGAAAUUUGGCCCUUCUUUCCCAAGUCGCAGCCAACGACAAGACCCUGGAAGAUACCCUUCAAGGAGCCAGCAGAGCACGCCCAAAACCACUGCUAAAUCUGCUAGCAAAAACCUGAGGAAAACCAGAUCUGCUCCUCCCACAGAAACUCGAUCCCUAAGAGUUGGUAGUCGCUCCACUCGCCACAGUCCUAGUGCACUGCAAGAUGUGUUUGUGGAACUGCUUAGUCCUCAUGGCAAACGCAGAGGCCGGAAGGGUGCUGAUCAUACCCCAGAACACAGUCCCAGCUUCACUAACUUCAGGGUCAGCACCCCGGGAUCAAGCAGACAGUUGAUACCUUUAAAUACUGCUGAAAGUCUUUCUCUCCAGGACAGUGAAUCUAAGAGAAGAGGCAGGAAAAGACAAUCUACAGAGUCAUCUCCUGUACCACUGAAUCGAAGAAGUUCUGGCAGGCAAGGAGGUGUCCAUGAACUGUCUGCCUUUGAACAACUUGUCGUGGAACUGGUACGGCACGAUGAUAGCUGGCCCUUUUUGAAACUGGUUUCUAAAAUCCAGGUCCCAGACUACUAUGACAUCAUUAAGAAGCCCAUUGCCUUAAAUAUAAUUCGAGAAAAAGUAAAUAAAUGUGAAUAUAAAUUAGCAUCUGAGUUUAUUGAUGAUAUUGAGUUAAUGUUUUCAAACUGCUUUGAAUACAACCCUCGGAACACAAGUGAAGCAAAAGCUGGAACUCGGCUUCAAGCAUUUUUUCAUAUUCAAGCUCAAAAGCUUGGACUCCACGUCUCACCCAGUACUGUGGACCAGGUUAGCACGCCACUAGCUGCAAAGAAGUCACGGAUCUAAUUUUGUCCUUCUAAAGGCUAUACGUGAAGAAAAACAUAAAUCGUUCAUGAAAAUGGAACAUUAAAUCAUGCUCUAAAGCAGAUACGUGUAUAAAGCAAUAACAGCUGGUUGACCACAUCCAAGUGUGGCCUGCACUAUAUUCUCAAUUUACUAUUAAGCACUCAGGAGAAUGUAGGAAAGAUUUCCUUUGCUACAGUUUUUGUUCAGUAUCUACUAAGUUUUAUAGCUGUAUUGGGUACAGUCCUGGUUUACAGAGGCUUUUGUGCAUUUUGAGAUCAUUCAUGUGUUCAGGUAUCCUGGAAAAUAAUUUUUCAACUAUGAUUUAUUUUGUCAUUGAGCUUUAGGAGUUUCGGUCAUAAGGAGGCUUUGUCUCCACAGUAGCUCUUGUAGACCACAGCUUAGAGAAUGUGUCUUAAGGCUGUUUCAUGAGCACAUGGUUUCAACACUACACAUGAAUGAAUCCAAGUCUCUAGCUCUGACGUGCCGUAGCCAGUGCCGACUGAAUUUAUUAACUAGAUAUUUAUUUAGCAUUCAAAGUCAUUUGUGAAUUUGUUUUGUAUUUAUAAAAUUUAUACUUGGAAGAAUGUUCUUUAAUUUUUUAAACAUUUUACUAUGUUUCUGUUUUAUUUCUUGACCAGUCUUAAUGAUUUAAAAAUAAAAAUGCCACUCUAACAGUUCUGUUUUACAAACGAUAAGUUUCUGUGUACAACUUUUCUAAGUGUGCAAAUAAAAUGAUACAUUUUUUUCAAGUUUUCUGAAUUCUGAAGUUUUUGCAAAUUAAAAUCAGACUUUUGUCUGUUUAUACAUACAGAUCAUAAAAGCCAUACAGUGUUUCAUUGUCUGGGUAGAAGAUGCCUCCAGUUGGUGGCAGUGAUAUUCUUGCACAGAUUCACACUAGAAGGAGAGAAGCGUGUUGAAUCCUGAGAUUGCAGACAUGUAUCACUGUGCCUGAUUCCAAAUACAUCCUUGAUUUCAAUGGUCUUUGUGGUGCAGGCCUGUAAUCUUAGCAUUCAAUAAGCCUAAAGCAAGAGGAUCACAAGUUCACGGCCAGCCUGCCUGGGCUACACAGUGAGAAGCUGCCGAUGGUAGUUUGAAUGUAAAUGUUGCCCAUGGGCUCUGUCUUGGAACACUAGGUCCAAGUGGCUUCUUGGAGAGGCUUAAGAAAUGUGACCUCAGCUGGGCGAUGGUGGUGCGCACCUUUAAUCCCAGCAUCCCAGAGGCAGAGGCAGGCAGAUCUCUGAGUUCAAGGCAAGUGUCGUCUACAGAGUCAAUUCUGGACAUUGAGGGAUACACAGAGAAAUCCUUUCUCAAAAAAAAAAAAAAAAA